Messenger RNA from Micropterus salmoides (largemouth bass), 8264 nucleotides. It is a transcript of the gene gfod1, whose product is annotated as glucose-fructose oxidoreductase domain-containing protein 1. Lineage: Eukaryota; Metazoa; Chordata; Actinopteri; Centrarchiformes; Centrarchidae. The record is from RefSeq and is a predicted model, not a curated record. The transcript is spliced from 3 exons. The coding region runs from base 538 to 1725 and encodes 395 amino acids. Gene Ontology annotation, molecular function: nucleotide binding.
AGGGCAGGUCUGAGCUGCAACAGCAAGCUGGCAGAGUGCUGCUGCUGCGGGAUCCUCCGGGGAGCGGGCAGAAGGAGACGGCGGUGUUCCUGUAAGCAUGCCGUGAGAUAACACACCUUUCUGGCUCUCAGGUAUUCCGUCUCGCUUGGUCUGAAGGGAGGGUCCAUUUGGAAGAGGACUAACAAACCUAGGAAGGAGGUGACAUGCCGUUCACUUAUUGGCGCAGUCAGUGCGCUGAUCGCUGUCAGACGUGGCCGAGGUAAAGACCGGAAUGGUGCGUUUGAAUUUCUAUUUUUAACGCCUUGUUCGACUUUCCAUCCGUUCUGGUCAAGUUUCCCGUUGGAGUAACGACAUUACAUGCCUGAUCGCAGAGCCGGAGCGACGGGAAAAUGCAGCACGGCGGGUGUUUGGCUGCAGGUGGAUGGCCAACCUGACGGUCCAGGUCGCCGCUUCCCUCCCGUUCAGGUCUGGCUUCAUCCGAAGCUGUAAAAACAAACUGAAAACAGAGUGAACCAGAUCAGCCAGUAAACCCGCGCCAUGCUUCCGGGGGUCGGCGUGUUCGGCACCAGCCUGACGGCCAGGGUGAUCAUUCCGCUGCUGAAGAAUGAGGGCUUCGCCGUCAAAGCGCUGUGGGGCCGGACGCAGGAGGAGGCGGAAGAGCUGGCCAAGGAGAUGAACGUACCUUUUUACACCAACCGGAUCGACGACGUGCUGCUGCAUCAGGACGUGGAUCUGGUCUGCAUCAACCUGCCGCCGCCUUUGACGCGGCAGAUCGCAGUCAAAACACUGGGUAUUGGAAAGAAUGUCAUCUGCGACCGGACAGCAACGCCUCUGGAUGCCUUCCGAAUGAUGUCAGCUGCCCAGUAUUACCCCAAGUUGCUGAGCAUUAUGGGAAAUGUACUACGUUUCUUGCCAGCCUUCGUUCGAAUGAAGGAGUUGUUAGAGGAAGGGUACAUCGGGGAGCUUCUGGUCUGUGAGGCCCAGGUCCACGGUGGAAGUCUCCUGGGAAAGAAAUACAACUGGAGCUGCGAUGACCUGAUGGGAGGUGGUGGUCUGCAUUCGGUUGGCACCUAUAUCAUCGACCUGCUUACGUUUCUGACUGGUCAGCGUGCAGAAAAAGUCCACGGCUUCCUCAAGACCUUCGUCAAACAAACGGAUCACAUCCGGGGCAUCCGUCAGAUCACCAGCGAUGACUUCUGCACGUUUCAGAUGGUACUGGAGGGAGGCGCCUGCUGCACCGUCACGCUCAACUUCAACGUGCCUGGUGAGUUUCGGCAGGAGGUGAUCGUUGUGGGGACGGUUGGGAGGUUAACAGUCAUGGGGACGGACCUGUAUGGACAGAAGAACAGCGGGGACGGAGGAAGCAAUAGAGGUCCUGAACUUCUGCUCAAAGACACCACACCUCUUGAGAAGGCUUCCUUACCGGAGAAGGCCUUCAGUGACAUUCCAGCCCCCUAUCUCACCGGAACGAUCCGCAUGAUCCAGGCUGUGCGGCAGGCCUUUCAUGACCAAGACGACAGGCGGACGUGGGACGGGAGGCCUCUGACAAUGGCUGCUACCUUUGAGGAUUGUCUUUAUGCUCUUUGCGUGGUGGAUACCAUCAAGAAAUCCAACCAGUGUGGAGAGUGGCAGAACAUUGUGGUGAUGACAGAGGAACCAGAGAUCAGCCCAGCCUAUUUGAUCAGCGAGGCCAUGCGGCGGAGUAGGAUGUCACUCUACUGUUAAUAUCCAUCUGAUGAGCUGACCUCAUCAAAAUGGCUGAACUCCUGUGUUACCUUAAAACUGGAGGUGACCUCAGGAAGGCCUUGGUGUUGCUGGAACAAUAUUCAUACCGCUACCGGGUUCAGUUCUUAUAUUAAUCAGCAGUUCAUUUUAAUGCUGUCAAAUAUGUGUUGUUACUGUUACAGACAGAGAGGUCAAACCACUAUGAUACAGAAAGUUAAGGUUUCCUGAUACCCUGCCUCAGCAGUAGAGAAAAAGCAAUGUAAUCCAUAAUUAAACUUUUAUUUAUUAGGAAGCCUUUCCUGUUUUAUCCCUUUUGACAGAAGACUUGAGUCCUUCCAGGAAGAUGCACUUGUAAAUAAAACUGAUUAAUACAACGAAAUAUGAGCUAUAUUGCUACUGUGGAGGCAGAUCAGGGAGUGAAACUAAUUCUACUGUGUUCUGCUUGUCCAUAAUGGUAUUGCGCCUCUCCUAUCUGCUUCUCCUCUAUGUGACUUGGUCUAGAAGACGACAUCUUACACUGUGGGUCCAAACGAGGACAGCCAAGGAAGAACGAUAGUCCUUUCAGUUAAAACUGUGCCGCUGUAUUGUUGCUACUAAAUUUAAGUAAUUGUUAGUUUUAACAAGUGAAUGUUUAAAAGAAUCCGUGUGCUUGAUAGCUUCAGCCUCUGUCUGCCCUGUAUGCUUCCUCUGUAUGUGUGAAACAACAGCGGUGAAAAAAUCAAUAGUUUGGCUGGUGGGUUUUUCAGAAGGGUUUACCUUCUGGUUUAUGUAUGCAAUGCAUCCAAGCUGUAGUCUGGAGAUGCUUCUUCCAGCCAGGAGUAAAGGGUUAAAAUACACUGUGGUAUGCCUUUUAUGCAGUUACAGUAGCCUGUAUAGUUUGCAAGCCCUGUAUGAGGGGCCAGUGCAGUAAGACAUUUUGUUAAUAAUUUCAUGCUCUUUUAUUUUAUGAAGCAUGGCCAUGAAAUACACUGAAUUCUGUGUGUGUAUCUGUACUGAGCCUUAAGUGUAGAUAUUAAUGCAGCCUUGCACUAAGAUGCGAGUAAAUGCAAAGCUUUAUAAAGCUUCUUUGACAUGCACAGUGAAAUUGCGGGUUUGUCAGCAUGAAUAACAUGCAAGUUCAGUUUGGACACACCUUCAGUAAGGCUGGAAACCUGCAGCCAGUUAACUGUGAACCACCAUGUGGUAGAUGGUGGAAUAGAAAAGCAUUUCUUUUAGGUACAGUUAGAGGUAUUAAACGUUAAGGCUGUUUUCUUAAUGUCAGCAAAAAUCCAUGAAAAGACUACAAUCAACAACACGUUAAUCUGUAUGUCAAUACUCUGAUUCUCAUUGAAGAUGUAAAAUUCUAAAGCUGCACCAUCAGUAUAUUUUUUAUGUUUUUAAUGAGUCAAAUUACUAUGUUUAAUGUGAAAGGUGUUGCUCUUAGUGAUGAAUCCAAAGAGAAUUAUCACCUGACUUCUCCUCAACGCAGUGUUUUAGCAUGUCAGCUCAUCGUUUUGGUUUUUAUGGCUCACAACUUUUGCUGUUUUAAUUCACUCUCACCACUCUUAGCGUCGUUUCCAGCCAUGGCAUGCAUCUGUUUCAAGUGAAAAAGGUCAGAUAAAUAAAUAUAAAUUUACUACUCUAGGUUGUAGGUAAAGUCUAGGUAGGUAAAGUCUAACUCUCAAAGUCAGAUAGACAAAAUUAUCCAAUAGCCGGUGGACAUAAUGAAGCAUUUAGCAACUAAAGACCCAAACAUUUCCCCUCAGCAAAACAGAGGUAGAAGAGAAUAAAUGUUAGAUUUACAUUCAUCAGGUGGCCAGAAAGAAGUAUCCAAAUAAAUACUAUUGUUUCUCCGUGUCUGCUGGAUGUGUAAAUUGGCAAUUUUGUGCUAACAUGUUAGCUUUAUAAACUAAUCACAAAUAUAUAGCUUUGAUUAAUAAAAAAUAAACUGUAAUUUUUAGCUUAGGGACUAUUUUCAGCUGUUGACUAAUACACAUUCUCUGCUCUAGGACGAAACAUAUAAAGAGCCAAUGAAGAAGAGCAAGAGUUAGAACAAAAGGACGUCACAUUUUUUAAAUCAAAUUGUGACACUGAUGUAUUGAGGGGAAGCUGAUCUGUGAUGCAUACAAAAUCACACCUAUCUCAGUGUUUGGAUAUCGUUUUUGCUUUUUAUUGUGUUUUACUACCUGUCAGUCACAUAAGAAAGCUAAAAGAAACCUUUAGAAAGUAUUUGCAAACACUGUUUGAUUUAAGGUUAAGUAUAACUCAUUACAGGUAUAAGAACAACGCUACCCUCAAGCCAAAAGAUUGAUUUUUUUGAUGCAUCUCUGUUCCCCUGUGUUCUUAAGCUAAGCUGAAAUACUCUCUAUGUAUUGACUACUGAAAAUGUACGUAUGAAAAUAUCAUAAAAUUACAAUAUGAGUUUGUCUAAUGAAAUAAGUACUGUAUGUAUGUAUUUGUAAAAACCAAGUAACUAGAACAUGUCUUGAUGAGUGUUAAUGUAUUUAUUCUUUGUUUUUGCUGUUGACAUUUUGUGGACUGACCGGCAGUGUGUUUGGGAGAUUAACAGCAGACUGAGGCCUUGGAGCUUUCAACUUCUUAUAGUUUACUGACCAAAAUACGCUUAUUUUAAGACUGUUAUGAAAAGCUUUAUGUUUGCUCUUAAGAUGCAUUAUACAUCAUGACAGUCACAACAAAACUACACUGUCACCUAGUGCAAACUCUGAUAUGAAAAUCAACAUUUGGAAAUGUUCCCAGCUCAUAGUACCUAAAAGGGAUGUCUGAGCCCGUUUUAGUGUUAUGAUUUAACACGUCUCACCAUGGUUUGCUGCGGUCAGGACACAUUACAACUCAUGCUGUGGGGCGAUCAGCUACACAGAACUUUGUAACAUUUAGAGAAGUUAUAAAUUUUUGUCUGACUGAAAACGCUGAUAAGCUAUCACUCUAUAAGAUAACUCAAGUUAUAUUAUUGCCCCUUGUGUACCGUGCGCCUUAUCAAAUCUGCAUAUAGACUUUCCCCCUUUGUCUGAUAACAGUUUUCAAAAUAUAAUAGCCUUAUUUAAACUCAGAUAAGAUGUGCAUUGGCAUUCCCUUUUUUUGUUUAGUUCAUUCUUUUCCUCUGUUCAUUUAUGAUAAUCUGAAGAUUUAUCAGUGAAGACACCUGAGUUCAUGGCUCAAUUCAUGAUUCAUGGCUCUGUGCUGGAAUAGCCUCGGAUAUAAGGUGAAGGAACAGAUUUUAAACCUGCAUCUAAUAUUAGGCAAACAGACAUGCAGCUGAUGGCUUCUGUUAACUUUCAGUGCAGUCUGACUUGGUGGGUUUACUUUGCAAAACAUGUAAACAAAGUAACUGCAUUUGUAAGUGUAUUGAUUUAUCUGUUGAAUUGAAAGUGUAUGGAUACAGUGAUGAUAGCAAGUAAAGAUGACUAGAAAUGCUUGACAAGGAGAUAAAGUCUGUGCCUCAAAUCACUCUUCAACCUUUAGAGUAGUUUAGUCCACUGGUAUAAUACCUUCCACAAAAGAAUACUAAUUUUGAUUUACAGGGUACACAAAACAAGUUGAAGGUCAACCUCUUGUUUCUGGUAGCUUAAUCAUAGGAUCCAUAUUAUGUCAUAGUAACACUUUAUUUGCAGGUAACACUUACUCAAUAAUUUCUGGAAGGUUUCCUGUAAAGCACUAUGCAAGUUGGUACUAAUUACAGUUAAAAUACAGACAAAGUUCUGUUUAAUGUAGUAAGUCCAAUUAACUGGGUUAAGUUUGUUGUUAAUUCCCAGAGAAAUGUCUUUAAAAUAACUGCUCCAUUUCCAGCAAUUCUGAAUUGCAUGUUUGUUGACAAAUUGUACAGGUUUGCAGGGUCAGUCUCAAGGUUACACUAUUUUAGGAUUUUGAAUUAAUUGGAAGUGUACGAACUGAUCACUUUGCCUAUAGUUAGUAGCAAAUUACACGGUUCUUUUCAAGAAACCUCCAUGGAAUUAAGUGAAGUGUCACCUUUUUAUUAUAUUAGGUAAUUUAAGCUAAAUAGAGAUGCAGCCAUGACACAAGUACCAGUGCUGCUAUCAGGCUCCACAAGCAAUUAUUUGGAAAAGUGUGUGUUUGAUGGUCUCCAGUAAUAAGAUUCUUCUUGCUCACUAAGCUGCAGAAAUUCAUCCACCUCCAAAGAAACGACCCAAUGGUUAACGCAAACGUUUAGGGAAACUCAUCUUAGCUUUAAUUACAUUCAUUUCAAAUAUUUUCUUUGCUCCUGUUUCUUCCCUCUUGUCUCCUAAUCCGUCAUCUGUUGGCUGCACAGGUUGUAACGUCUAUGUGUGAGGAUCCUCUGACAAUAGGCACAGUAUGUUUAGAUCAGCUUGGUCUGAUGUUAAGCUAUAUUUAGUGUCUCAGUGAUGAAAAGAUGUUGUGUGACUCCUAACAUUAGCUUAACCAGACCCUCCUGAGUUCUUUCAAGUGUCUGAAACAAGGAUUAACUCUCGGUUGUGUAGCCCACCGGAGCUUAGUCCAUGUCCACACAGACCCAUCCUCCUCCAUGGAGAUGCAAUUAAACAGCUCAGCAGACACCUCCUCAGCCAGCUGCCUAUGCUGUGUGGUAAAUGUAUCAUUAGCAUCUGCUUCAAAUUAAGAAUAUUACAAGACCAGAAGGCUUUUCAUUUAGGUCAGUGCAGAUACAUGGCAAAACAUUUUUUUGGUGACAUUAUGAUGCUGACAGUGAGUUAUUCUCUCAUUACAACCAUAAUACUUUAACCCUUUGCUGCUUGUUAGUGAAGCACCUGCAAAGGCUUUUUAGUGACAUCAACCCCAGCUAUGAAUAGGUUCACACAUGUCUCUGCAUGAAUAGGAAUAGGCAGCGGUCUGAUAAAGAUAAGGCAAUAUCUGGGUUCUGGAGCACUGAAUAUUUAAUUAGUGCAAUUUGAAUGAGUUGAUACAGUACAGUAUGAGGAUUUCAUAUAUUUUAAAGACUAGUCAGCAGCAUCAAAUGUUUACUUGACUGAUUUUUUGUUUUCUUUUAAUUGUUGAAUAACUGAAUAUUUCAGAAGAUUUUUAAUGUUAAUUGAAAAAUUGUUCAGACAUCAAAUUGGUGUUUAUACUGUAUCACCAUUGCAACAGUGUGGGCAAUGAAACAUACUGUGCUUUAUGGACUCACUGGUCUAGAUUUUUUGUUGCCUACAGUUUUUUUUUAUCAUUUUGCUUUCUGCUUGUGGCCUGUUAAGGAUGAAGCGGCUCUGUGCUUCAGAAAAAAGACAUUGCAGAAAAAUAACACAGAGGUGCUCCAGUUCCAACUUUGCACUUUGACUGAUGUGUUUGCUGACAGUCGUGACUAUGAAUUGCUUGUUCUUACUUUGUCAGCAUUCACAAACUGUUCGGGAAAGGCUUUCUCGUACUGAGGGAGAGUAGGGUGGAGGUUGGAUGGGGUGAAAAUUGUUCAUUUUGGAGACCAACAACCUCAAAGAGGCACUUCUUCUGCCGUUACCUAGCAACCAGAAGCCACAUUGCCAAACUAGGUCGUCUUAUUUUUUUUCUCUUUCUCUCUCUUUCAUUUUCACUCACACAGUAACACAGUACCCUUACUCCUCAGUGUGUAUUCACACCACUUUCUUUCACAUGGUCUUCCUCCAUCUCUCCCCCUCUUUCUCUGACUGACUGGUCAAAGGGUGAGCUCUUAGAAGGAGUAUCAUAAUCAGUGUUGAGAUAACAGGUUUUCAUCUGCUAGUGACUGAUCCGUCAUUUCAUUUCAGAUUUUUCACAGGAUAACUCUCAAAAUGAGUUUCUCUCUCUCUCUCUCUGUCUCUCUCUCUCUCUCUCUCUCUCUCUCUCUCUCUCUCUCUCUCUCUCUCUUUCAUUGUGAGUCAGGUUGAAGCCUGGAGCACAAGCACACUGGUGCUUCUUCAGACCUUCCUCCCCAAAACUUGUCUUCUCAUCUUUUCUCUUCAAUAUGCUUUCGGAGCCAAGACAGGAGUAACCAAGGCAACCCUUUUAAUAAAAAUGAAUAACCGACAGGAUACAUCUUCUGAAUGCCUUUCCUCAGCUGGUUUGUGAAUGCGGACUUCUGCCAUGCCUUGCUGUACCAUUAAUUUGUUCAAAGAAAAUCAAAUACCCUUCUUGAUGCUGUAUUGUGACUAUAUCCAAUAUUUAUUGUGUAUGUAUAUCGUGGACGCAUGGGCCCCUGUGCACACCAUAUGUUGAGCUUGUAAACACAUAUUUAUGGGUCUUAAUCUAGAGAAUGUACUUAUUGUAGAAAUAAUUUAUAUUUUCUAUCUGUUAAGGACGAAACGCCAUUGUAGGAGGUCAGUCACAGAAAUAAAAGCCCCCCUGAGUUCUUUGCGUGCUGUAAAGUGUGAUGGUGCAUUUCUGUUAAAUAACCUCCAUCCCUGCCCCUUUUUCUUUUUUGAUUGUGACUCCAGUCUUGCUGUUUCAUCUCUCUGCACCAGUGCUCAGCAUUCAUUGAAUGUGUGUGGAUGAGGGUGUAUGUGUGUGUGUGUGUGUGUGUGUGUGUGUAUGGUACAUGGUUUACGGCUUCAGCACUUGUGUAAUGCUGCAGUUUCUAUGAAAUAAAAAAAGUACAUCCAUAA